Tarenaya hassleriana is the source of this 1963-nucleotide messenger RNA. Its product is annotated as CLK4-associating serine/arginine rich protein. The record is from RefSeq and is a predicted model, not a curated record. The transcript has 13 exons. The coding region runs from base 96 to 1787 and encodes 563 amino acids. NCBI's taxonomy places the organism in Eukaryota, Viridiplantae, Streptophyta, Magnoliopsida, Brassicales, Cleomaceae.
GAAAAAGUUUGACGAGUUUUCUAGGUUGGUUAGGGUUUUUCGAGGUUCAUCAGCGUUCGCGACGGAGGAGGAAUCCAUAGGAGGGGAGGAAGAAGAUGUGGCACGAAGCGAGGAGAUCGGAGAAGAAGGUUCACGACAUGAUGGACGCCGCUCGGAAAAGGGCGCAGCGACGUGCCGUUUAUCUCGCCAAACGUCGCGGUGAUCCUCUCCAGUCCAUCCAAGCCGUUGGAUCCCGCUGCCGGAUAUUCCGCGACGACGGUCUCUAUCAAGCCUCCGAGGAUCAACAAGGCCUGAUUCCUUGGAACGGGAAGCAAGAUGUUUUGAUUGAUAGAUUCGAUGGCCGAGCCCUUCUCGAUUUUGUACGCGAGGCUGGGUCGAGGAGCUUCCGGCCCCAGAAAAAGUCGGAAGAGGAGGAAGAAGUAGAAGAGUUUGUUAAUUUUGAGCGUUAUCGGGAUUUAAUUAAGCAUCGGCGUAGAGGAUUUUCCGAUGAGGAGGGUUUGCAACAUGUUAAUCAAGAACUUGAGAUCAAACUCAUCGCACCCUUUGUAUCACAGAGAUCUCAACCAGCCCAACCUCCAGCGAGCAGAGGCACAUAUUCACAGGUUGGCUUUUCAUAUACUGGAAACGGAAAGGAGGAAGAGGAUUUCUCAGAUGCAGAGGAUGAUGAUGCUAACGACGAAGAUGAGGAUGAGGACGAUGAGGAAGAGUUUGACAGUAAUGACAGUGAUGAUGAAGCGAUGGAAAUGAUUGCCAAGCAAUUUGGAAUAAAACGAUAUGGCUGGCUAGUUUACAUGGACAAGAAAGCGAAGGAGGAAGAAAGAAGGCAGAAAGAACUGAUCAAGGGCGACCCUUCAAUUAAGAAGUUGAGUCGCAAGGAAAGACGAAAAGUUUCGAGGAUAGAGAGGGAGAAAGAGAGAGAAGCUGCUAGGGUCAGUGGAAGGCAAAUGGUGUACCGUGAUCCCUACAGGGAAUCAAGAAGGAGUCCUACUUACGAGGCUUAUCCCCGUGCAAGAAGAUCACGAUCCAGAUCCCGGUCAUAUUCUCCUUCGCAUUCUAGGCACCAUGGCCGUGGAAGCCGUUCUGAUGAUUUUAAUAAACCAAAAAUCGAGUUUAUUACUGAAUUUGGAGGCUCUGGAGAUGUUGGAAGUCAAAAGUUCGAAGGAUACUCGCCACCACAUUCGCCACCUUCUCAGAUUGAUGCGUUCAACCGGCCUAUGCAGGGCCAUAUUCUCGAGGCCCUACAUGUCGAUCCUGCAUCUGGUGUGUCUCUUGAUAAGGAAAAGAGUGUUAAAUCAGCAAAACCGGCAGUGAGCACAUCUGCAGCACUAGCGAAGCUGUCCAAAGCAGGUACAUCUGGGCCCCUUACAAAACAGACACAAACGGCUAAGAAAGAGACACCUCAGGAGCGAUUGAAAAGGAUUAUGAACAACCAGCUCAGUAAACAAAUUAAGAAAGACUCAGCUGCUGAGACGGCUAAAAAGCAAGAACAGGAGCGGCAGAGGCUGGAGAAACUGGCAGAAACAAGCCGGUUGAGUCGGAAUAGGCAUCGCAGCCGUAGUAGGAGUUAUAGUCGUUCACCACCGAGAAUAUACAGAAGCAGAAGUGGCAGCAGGAGGAGGAGGAGGUCUCGAGGGAAGUAUUCUCGUUCAAGGUCAAGGUCUCGGUCCCGUUCACGUUCACGUUCAAGGUCUUCUAGAUCAAAUUCACGGUCGCCACCUCGUCGUUCCCGAAGACGUUCACCCUCGUGUUCCAGGUCGCCCAGGCGAAGAAGCAGGUCAAGGCACUGAAGAAGUUUGACGGAAGUAUUUCUGGAUCAAGAGGCAGGUUCUGUUUGGGUUCUUUAUUGUAUUAUGUUUAUAUUGUCUCUUUGUGUGUUAUUAUUGUCUGUUUGUACGGAGAGUACCCCCUUUUAACCUCAAAAAACUUUAUGAAUAAAAGAAACGACAUAUCCAUUGCAGUAGCA